This is a messenger RNA of Schistocerca americana (American grasshopper), 381 nucleotides long. RefSeq lists its product as uncharacterized. Bases 1 to 381 code for a protein of 126 amino acids. The record is from RefSeq and is a predicted model, not a curated record. The transcript is spliced from 2 exons. NCBI's taxonomy places the organism in Eukaryota, Metazoa, Arthropoda, Insecta, Orthoptera, Acrididae.
AUGCAGAGAGCAGAGGCGUCCAGCAGUAGAAGGUGGCGGUCGUCCGCAGCGGACACCAUACGUCAGCUGGAGCAAAUCUGGCCCACCCUGACGUGGCCGGCCAAGCGUCUGCCCGUACUGGACGUGGGGUGCGGACCCGGAGACAUCGUGGCCAAGUUCUUGGCGCCGCGGGUCCCUGAUGGCACGAAGAUAAUCGCUUGUGAUGCGUGUCCGGAAAAGUUGGAGCACGCUAAAGGGCGCAACUCUGUGCCCGACGUGAUCAUACACGAUUUGUUUGACGUGACGGGGAAGGACUUGCAGAACACUUCUGUCUGGAAGCAAGGGCCCUACUGCAAAGUGUUCAGCCUGAUGCAGCAGCUCUGGUUGCCAGAGAACAGGUGA